Rhodotorula graminis WP1 is the source of this 3302-nucleotide messenger RNA. RefSeq lists its product as uncharacterized. The record is from RefSeq and is a predicted model, not a curated record. Bases 28 to 3246 code for a protein of 1072 amino acids. The transcript has 14 exons. NCBI's taxonomy places the organism in Eukaryota, Fungi, Basidiomycota, Microbotryomycetes, Sporidiobolales, Sporidiobolaceae.
CGCAACCGCAAGGUCCUCCUCAGGACGAUGCUCGUCUUCCUCGGCGGCUUCGUCCUCAUGCUCGAGCGGGCGUCGCUCCAGGUCCUCGGCAACGCGUCCUUCUUCGCAGGGAUCGUGACCGUCAUGCUCCCGCCUAUGUUUGCGCCUCAAGUCUUCCUCCUCGCCGCGGCCACCCUCGUCGUCGGCCAGUGCAUCGGCUGGGCGUGGGGCUGCGCGGCCAUGGUGGCGUCGUUGCGGGCCCGCGACCAGGUGCUCUUGCUCAGCCAAGUGCAGCGCGCGCAAGCCGGCAUCGCCGGCGCGACAAACCCGGACGUCGAGUACCGGCGCGAGAUCUUCGAGGGCGCCUUUCUGUCGUGGCGGUCGACGCUCGUGCACGGCUUCUUCUUCGCCGUCGGCCUGUUCGCCCUCGGCCUCAUCCGGGCAAAGAUGCCCAAGUUGAUGAUCCUCAGCAUCUUUGGCACCAUCGUCCUCGACAUCAUGUGCUCGUACGGGCCUCUGUUCCCUGUUCAGCAAUACACCCUCGCGACGACGUUCCUCAUCCCGACCGCGUGCUACCUCGCCAUCGCCCUCGCCGGGACCAUUCUCAUCUUUCCGCAGACGCUCAACUACUCGUGGACGACCGACCUCGUCGACAAGUUCCUGUCGCCCGUCCUGCAGCGCUCGCACCUCCACUCGCGCCUCCUGCACGAGCAGCCGCCGUCGUUCGACCCUGCCGCCGGCGACGCCCCCUCGCCCUGGUCGCCGUUCACCUCGGUCGUCCUGUCGACCCAGGAGGCCAUGUCGUCGGCCCUCGAAGGCCUCCUCGGCGGCAUUGGCAUGCUCGAGCUCGAGGUGUCGUUCGGUCGACUCGGCGCAAAGGACCUCAAGAGCCUCGCCGACAGCUUGCGCGAGCUGCACGUGCGCGGCGUUGGGCUCGCCGUCCUGUUCACGACGGUCCAGUCUGGCUACGAGCACGGCUCGGACACGCCGACGCGCAAGGCCAAGUCGCCUCGUGGCGGCGGCGCCGACGAGCGUCCCUUCACCGAGACGGCGCGCAUGCAGCGCGUGCGCGAGCGCCUCGGCGGCGCCGAGCGCCAGAACAAGCACGACCUCGGGUCGCUCCUGCCCGUGUUUGCGUCGGCGUCGCACGACCUGCGCGAGGCGAGCGACGGCGCCCUCGUCGCCGCCAUGGACUGGCUCACGGCGCAGAACGACUCGCGGUGGCGGUACGUGUCGCGCGGCAAGGCGCAGGAGGCCGACCGGUUCGCCGACCUCCAGGCCCAGGUCGAGCGGCUCGAGCGCGAGAUCGACUUGUACCGCUCCGAGCGCCGCAAGGCCGUCCUCGAGCCGUUUGCCGACUUUUUCGACCCGCACACGGGCCACCUGAGGCCGUUUGCCGAGCGCGGGCCCGACAAGCUGUUUGCGCCCGGCUCGCUCUUCACGAUCCUCGCCGCGUCCGACAACCUGACGCAGUACUCGACGGCCGUCCUGUCGUUCUCGUCGCACCUGUCGGCGCUCGCCGAGCGCCGCCGCACCAACCACCUGUGGCUCCCGAGCGGCCUGCGCCGGGUCGGCAACCUCGUCAAGGGGCGACACGGCGAGUCGGGCCCGACCGCGCUCGGCGACGGCGAGGACCCGGACAGCGUUCCCGACGUCGGCGACGAGUCGGACGAGGAGGAGGACCACCCGGUGCUGCAGAAGAAGGAGCAGAAGAGGAAGAAGAACAAAGACGACAAGCCCAAGACGAGGUUCGAGGAGGUCAUGGAGAAGAACUUUGACGCCGAGGCCCGACCGCCCAAGAACGCCCUGCAGCGCGGCACGCGACGGCUCGACCGCUUCUUCCGGUGGUGGGCCUCGCCCGACGCCAUCUUUGCGCUCAAGUACGUCGUCGGGUCGAUCUGUAUCUGGUUGUUCCAGGUGUUCCCGUCGACGGCCUACCUGUCGUACUCGCAAAAAGUGCUCUGGACCUUGAUCACGUUCCAGACCUUCCUUGCGCCCAACGCGGGCGACCAGAUUCUGUCGACGCUUCAACGCUGUGCCGGAACGGUCGUCGGGCUCGUCUACGGCAUGCUCAUCUGGUACAUCGGCGCCGGUCGAGGAGACGGGACCCGUCCCGGAAUCGGCGCCGCCCUCUUCGUCUUGAUGAUCCCGUGGUUCGCAGUCCGCUUGUACGCGCCGCCGUCGUCGGCCAUGUUUGGCAUCAUGGCGGCCGUCACGAGCGUCCUCAUCGUCGGAUACAGCUGGCAAGACACGCACCUUCCUGCGCUCGGCAACCCGGGCGUCGGCUACAGCGUCGCAUGGAGGCGAGCCCUCCUCGUCCUCAUCGGUGCUGGCAUCGCCGCCGUCUUCCUCCUCAUCCCGCCCCAGUCGAGCCGCCGGCUCGUGCGCCGCACGCACGCGACGUGCGUCCACGAGCUGGGUCGCCUCUACACCGCCAUCGUCUCGGAGUGGCUCAGCGAGGAGGGCUACGACGAGUCGGCGUCGGUCGACCGGGAGCGCGACGGGUCCAAGGAGGGCGCCGACCUGCGCGAGAGGGACGAGCCGUUCUCGGCGGCAACGCGCCAGGUUGGACGGGCCAAAAUGCUCGCUCUGCGAGUCAAGCUCAACUCGUCGCGGAUCGCCAUCGAGCAGGCGGCGUUCGAGCCCUCGCUGCGCGGCGACUGGCCCAAGGACAACUACACGCGCCUCCUCACGCUGCAGCUCGCGCUCCUGCAGGCGCUGGCGCAGCUCGCGCAGGCCCUCAUCCGCCUCGACCACACGUGGCGCGAGCGGCUCGUGCACGAGACGGCGUUCCUCAACCAGCCUCUCCUCGCGACGAGGACUGACACGCCCUCUUUGCGUCCGCAGAUCUCGCUCGCCCUGCGCGAGGGCGCUCCCCUGCCUGAAGCGACGCCCGGCCCCCUGCUCGACCGCCUCCUCCAGCACGACCGGCGCCUGCGCCUCUUUUCCGAGGGCGGCAUGCCCUCCUCCUCGCGCGCGCCCGCACACGACCCCGCGCACGACGACGACGACGACGACGACGACGUCAACCAUGCCGACGAGGCGCACGGCGCGUCGGUCGAAGGCGCGCGCGUCGGCUCGUUCGCGCUCACGCUCUCGGUCCUGCGCGACGAGCGGUUCGCGGCGUACGCGGCGGCGCUCCAGGCGCUCGCGGGCAUCCUGCGCGACUGCGACGCGCUCGAGCGCGAGGUCAAGCGCCUCGUCGGCGAGACGAGGUUCCCGGGCUAUGCAGCACUCAGGGCUAGGGAGCGGGUCGAGGGGGUCUGAGCAAGCGAGGAGGGCUGGUAGAUGUUCGGGGCUCGUGUAGAACGGUGUUCUCGGAG